Messenger RNA from Gadus chalcogrammus (walleye pollock), 1275 nucleotides. RefSeq lists its product as uncharacterized. The record is from RefSeq and is a predicted model, not a curated record. Lineage: Eukaryota; Metazoa; Chordata; Actinopteri; Gadiformes; Gadidae. Bases 1 to 1275 code for a protein of 424 amino acids. The transcript has 6 exons.
AUGCCCCGGGGAAAAGCAGCCUUUCUGUACCGCUGUGGGUAUGGAAACACAGUGAGGCAUAUCUGUGACAUGACUGGCUGGUACAGCAUGCUCACAGAGCUCCUGGCCUGCAACGCGUGCAGGAAGGCUGCAAAGGGCUCUCAGGAGCAUUCAAUUGGUCGCUUCCUGGCGUGGGAUGCUGCUAUUUUGAAGCAGCUGACUCCAGCACACCAAGCUGUGUUCCAUGCGAUCCUAACACCAAGACGCGGUGUGGACAAGCAAGUUGUCCGCCUGAUGAGGGAUCGGACUGAGGGCAACACCAUGGUUAAGGUGUGGAGGCAGGUCCAGGAGGGUCACUGUGAGGAGUACCUGCAGAGAAAGGACCUCUACACCACCCUUCUCUGUCAGCUCAGCAGACCUGGGAGCAUCAUGAGUGCUCUGGGCCAUCAAUACCAGAAGCCGCUGACGCGCAGGGAGCUGCCGUCACCGAGGCUUCUGAGAAAAGCCUACCUAAUCUAUGAGGCAGAACACAUUGAGGACUACCGGACACAAAUCAUGUCCACGUUCGGGAAAGUCCUCAAGUAUGACUCCACCAGGAAGAUCUGCAAGAAGCUUUCAGGUCACGGAAGAGGCACUGCAGAGUGGUGCACCAACGUGGCCAACGAGCUGGGGCAGGUCCUCAUGUCGGUGUUCAUCUGCGAGGAGUCUCUUCCGUGCCUGAAGCCCAUGGCUGACGGCCUCAUGGAGCGCUACAGGAGAGCAGGAGAGGGCCCUCCUGAGCUGAUGUAUGUGGACUGUGGCUGCUGCAGAGUGCAUGGUGUCUCCUCUUUGGAGCAUCUCUUCAGCGACUGGGCGAACAGUGGAAUGAUGGUGCGGCUGGACAUCUUCCACUGGAUAAAGCGCUUCGAUGCGGCCGUCCGGACAGACCACCAUCCUAAAUAUGCACUGUUUAAGUCUGCGCUCUCUGCAGCUGUCUUCACCUACAAUAAGGAUGACAUGGCGCUGCUCAUCCAGGCCAUACGUGCAGGAAACGACCAGACAGCCAUCAACAGCCUGAAGGGAGCAGCUGGGCUGGAUGAGAACCAGGCCCCUCUGUUUAAGGACGCUGCAGCCAUCGACCGGGUCUGGGAGAACCAGCAGAAGCACCUGGAGUGCAUUCAGGAUCCCCCAGGGAGAGACAUGUACACUGUCAUGAAGGUCGUCACCCGCAACAGUGUGCGCAUGCCAUACUAUACCACCUCGUCCGUGGGAGUGCGGUCCUGGAGUGCGGUCCUGGGAGUGCGGCCCUGGGAGUGA